Messenger RNA from Melanaphis sacchari, 759 nucleotides. RefSeq names its product RING-box protein 1A. Lineage: Eukaryota; Metazoa; Arthropoda; Insecta; Hemiptera; Aphididae. Gene Ontology annotation, molecular function: cullin family protein binding; ubiquitin protein ligase activity; zinc ion binding. Bases 198 to 530 code for a protein of 110 amino acids. Gene Ontology annotation, biological process: ubiquitin-dependent protein catabolic process; protein ubiquitination. The record is from RefSeq and is a predicted model, not a curated record. The transcript is spliced from 2 exons. Gene Ontology annotation, cellular component: nucleus; cullin-RING ubiquitin ligase complex.
AUUAUCAUCAUCAAACAAAAUAAUCUUUUUUGUCUCCUGGUUCCUGGUUCAGACUUCAGGAGUCCAGGAUCAGAAAUAUUGAGAUUCUGACUCUUAAAGUCUUUUUACUUGUGAUUUUAUAAAAUAAAUCUCUUAUAAAAAUAAUAUUCAAGUAGGUAGUACGGAAUUCUUUUCAAAUUUUUAAAGACUGAAGAAAUAUGGAAGUUGACGAAGAAGAUGUUGAAGCUCCAUCAUCAAGUACUAGUAGCCGUGGAGAAAAAAAAAGAUUUGAAGUAAAGAAGUGGAAUGCUGUUGCUUUAUGGGCUUGGGACAUUGUCGUGGACAAUUGUGCCAUUUGUCGUAAUCACAUCAUGGACUUAUGUAUUGAAUGUCAAGCCAACCAAGCAUCAGCAACUAGUGAAGAAUGUACAGUUGCAUGGGGCGUGUGUAAUCAUGCUUUUCAUUUUCACUGCAUAUCUCGUUGGUUAAAAACUCGGCAAGUAUGCCCACUUGAUAAUAGAGAAUGGGAAUUCCAGAAGUAUGGUCAUUAAUUGAAAUAAAUUUGGAAUACAAGUUUAAUCUACAUUUUUUUCAUUCCUCAUAUGCGUAAUAAAAAUUGAAGUAUUAUCAAAAUCUCCCUAAAAUUAUUAUUUAUAGUAAAACAUUUAAUGCCAACAGCUAAAUUUUCUUCAUAGUUUUCAUAUCAGACUAUUUAUCUUGUAAAAUAUGAAAUUUUAUACAUUAUUUAAUAAUAAAAUUUAUAUACUAUCGAGAUAAAAA